UUUUGAUUUUUUUCUUCUAAAAAAGCCAAAAACAAAAAACAACCGUUCAAUUGCACCUCCCAGGUGCACUCGCAGGCUUGCCAGGGGCUUUCCGGGCGCAGACCAAGCGUUUUCGCAGACUCGGCCGCCGGCGGAACUGCAUUUCCCAGCGGGCCGCGCGCCCUCCUUCCGGCAGGCACGGCUCAAAACCCGGAAACGCCUUGCGGGGCAGUGUGGGAGGCAGAAGCCCAGGGCGGACAGGCCGGGCCCACCCGCGCUCGCUUACCCCGAGAUGGCUGGGAGGCAGGAAGAGCAGAGAGGGAGCCCGCCCUUGAGGGCGGAAGGCAAGGCCGACGCGGAGGUUAAGCUUAUUCUGUACCACUGGACGCAUUCCUUCAGCUCUCAAAAGGUGCGCUUGGUAAUUGCUGAAAAGGCAUUGAAGUGCGAGGAACAUGAUGUAAGUCUGCCCUUGAGUGAGCACAAUGAGCCUUGGUUUAUGCGUUUGAACUCAACUGGAGAAGUGCCUGUCCUUAUCCACGGGGAAAACAUAAUUUGUGAGGCCACUCAGAUCAUUGAUUAUCUUGAACAGACUUUCCUGGAUGAAAGAACACCCAGAUUAAUGCCUGAUAAAGGAAGCAUGUAUUACCCACGGGUACAACAUUACCGAGAGCUGCUUGACUCCUUGCCAAUGGAUGCCUAUACACAUGGCUGCAUUUUACAUCCUGAGUUAACUGUGGACUCCAUGAUCCCGGCUUAUGCAACUACAAGGAUUCGUAGCCAAAUUGGAAACACAGAGUCUGAGCUGAAGAAACUUGCUGAAGAAAACCCAGAUUUACAAGAAGCAUACAUUGCAAAACAGAAACGACUUAAAUCAAAGCUACUCGAUCAUGACAAUGUCAAGUAUUUGAAGAAAAUUCUUGAUGAGUUGGAGAAAGUCUUGGAUCAGGUUGAAACUGAAUUGCAAAGAAGAAAUGAAGAAACCCCAGAAGAGGGCCAGCAACCUUGGCUCUGCGGUGAAUCCUUCACCCUGGCAGACGUCUCACUUGCUGUCACAUUGCAUCGACUGAAGUUCCUGGGGUUUGCAAGGAGAAACUGGGGAAACGGAAAGCGACCAAACUUGGAAACCUAUUACGAGCGUGUCUUGAAGAGAAAAACAUUUAACAAGGUUUUAGGACAUGUCAACAAUAUAUUAAUCUCUGCAGUGCUGCCAACAGCAUUCCGGGUGGCCAAGAAAAGGGCCCCAAAAGUUCUUGGCACGACCCUUGUGGUUGGUUUGCUUGCAGGAGUGGGAUAUUUUGCUUUUAUGCUUUUCAGAAAGAGGCUUGGCAGCAUGAUAUUAGCAUUUAGACCCAGACCAAAUUAUUUCUAGGUUUGUUGGGAUCUUAUGGUGGCAGCUCAUCCAAGCAUUUAGCUAGACCUUAUGAUUGCCGAUAGCUCUCUGAGUCUGUCUUAUUGAGUAGUUAGCAGUAUUUUUUCCUAAAAUUCAGAAGUCAUCUUUGUUACACAAUACAGGGGUUCAGAUAGCAAUAGGACACAAAAUUGCUUCAUUCUACGACUGCCAGCUCCAGGCAGAGAUAGGAAGGCAAAGAGAUAAAAGGAAAAAUGAGAGAAUGAAGUCUGUAUAGGGUAGAGCAAUAGAAAGUAAACUUUGGGUGCCUCCAAAAUUCAUGACUGUCUGUCCCAUUGGUAAACCUCACAUUUAGUUACUUGUGGCCACUGCCCACACAUACACUCCUGUAAUUGAGAACUCUUAGGAGAGGACUAGGGAAUCACUGGGGAUAGUGGGCUGGAGAGAACCCCAGGCUUUAUAUGUAUAGCAUCUCAUUUGACAUCAGCGUUAAUUUUAAAUGCUUAUGAAUCACACACAUUGCUUUAGUAAGAUUAAGUGCUUAUAUACUUGGAAAUGUGAUGCUCAUUGGAACACAUCUGCCUAGCAUUUAUGUAAAAGUCUUAAGUGAUAUUAAGAUGAUUCCUUACCAUUUCAGAUGGUCCGCAAUUUGAAUUACCAAGUGGUAAUGGUUCCUUACUGUUUUAGAUGGUGCCUGUGAGAUACCAUUCCUCUGGAUGGUCAUGUCCAGUGGGAGGUAGAAAGGGUUGCCUCUAUAGCCCUCUUCGUGCACGUAAGUGGCAUUUAUGUGAAUGUCCCAGCUAAUCACUAGCAUGUCAUAUGGCUGGGUAGUGGGUAUUUUGAUGACCUGGGAGCACCAAAUAUGUUCAUUCUUCAUUUGGGGAGGCUGGUGUGUUAACACAAAAAUUGUUGUCCAGAUCUUUCAUCUGUUUAUGAUAUUAACAAAAACUUGUUAGAAAAGUCUAGUCUUAGCACUUGGCAGUUAAUCUAGGGAAGAUAAAUUAAAAGGAUAGAUAGUGAUGCAUACCUGUAUUCAUUCAUGUAUGUUUAAGGGAUUUGGGGAGGAUACCUCAGUUCAUCUGGAAGGGAUAGUCCCAGUGUGUCCCAUGAAUAACCACGGAACUGCAGCAAAUGGUUUGUGCUCAGAAAAAGUCUUUCAUGGUCACAAGAAGGCACCCUGGAGCUGGCCGUGAAGGCCUUAGGAGCCAUUUGUGGUGUCUGGUGGGUAGCAGGCAUAGAGAUGAUGUGCCGAGGUCCCUGUGAACAACAGUAGCCAAAGAAUGUACUAACUUUAUCAUUAAUAGGAAAGGCGCAUGCCUAGGAAGCAAUGACUUUUUGGUGGUAAAAUGAUUCUUUAAUUCUAUUUUGAUGGACUAUAAUUCCAUUUUGUGACCUAGUUAUAUUAGAAAACCUUGAUGAACUAUAUGUUCCCGAUUUACAAAAGAUUACUAAGACCUCCAGAGUAAACUCAAUCAGACAAUAAUUGAGUAGCAGCUUUUUAAGUAGUAACAUUUUAAAUUUGCACAUUAGUGUGUCAUCAUAUGGAGUGUCUGAAUCUGUUGCUGGUACAUACCAAUCCAUGUACUCAUAAGAGCCAUAGAACUUAUUAUUCAUUAGUUCAUAGUGUUUGAGUUCUUUAUGUCACUCUGUUAGAAACAAGAACUGAGUCGUGAAGAAAUAAAAAUUGGAUUUUUAUAAAAAUCUCUGAAGGAUAUUUACCUGUGAAAAGGUUGUUAAUAAAAAUUAGAAGUCCAUGGUUAACUUUUCCUUCAAUUUAUAUUAUUCCUGAAUCAUAGGGAAUCUUUAUAGAAUGUGUUUAUAAUUUCCUUGUACAGUUUCUUUGGAAAUACAUUAAAGAUAGUGGCAGUUUCACGUAUUUCAUGGAUACUUGAGUUUAUGCUUUUAAGGCGUUUGUUUAGGGAUACAAUGACCACUAGAUGUCGCUGUUCAUCCAGUAGACUAAGAUUGGGUGUUCUUUUUGUUCACCAACUCUUCUAAAAUGUUUCGAGCAAAGAUAGUAAUGACCUCAGUUUCUAGAAUAAGGGCAUCUUCAUCAGAUUAUUCUUCUGUUUAAAAAAAAAGCUUGAGGCAAAUGUGACUGAUUUCUAAUGCUUUGUAAGGGAUUACAGUAUCACACAAUGUCAAGCUAGAGUUAAACACAUUAUUAGCUAAAUAGGCACUUAUAUGUAUUUUCUUUUUCAUGAUUAUUGGUGACUGGUCAAUGUACUCCUCAAUUUCCAAAAUUUGUAUACAUAUCACAAUUAGAAAAAUGCCUGAGGUACUAAAGUUAUGUUGGCUUUUUGUGUCUUAACACACAUAAAUACUAUUGUUAUUGCGACAGAUGCCUUUUGAAUCCAUUUUCCAUAAUUGCAGAUAGUUGUAAAUUGCUUGCUCAAUUUUUAGUAAUUAUUGCUGUUGACACCAGCGUUGUAGAUUUUUGGUGUUGUUGAAUGCAAUAGAGAGACCAAGACACUAUUCUGUAAGAUCAAUAAAAGUAUUUGGAAAAUAAAUAUGAACCCUAAAACAAAGUA
Molecule: messenger RNA, 3858 nt
Organism: Macaca mulatta (Rhesus monkey)
Lineage: Eukaryota; Metazoa; Chordata; Mammalia; Primates; Cercopithecidae
Gene: GDAP1
Product: ganglioside induced differentiation associated protein 1
Biological process (GO): mitochondrial fission; mitochondrial fusion
Cellular component (GO): mitochondrial outer membrane
Source: RefSeq, a predicted model, not a curated record